Perognathus longimembris pacificus (Pacific pocket mouse) is the source of this 1210-nucleotide messenger RNA. RefSeq names its product ubiquitin B (gene Ubb). The coding region runs from base 150 to 1067 and encodes 305 amino acids. Gene Ontology annotation, biological process: modification-dependent protein catabolic process; protein ubiquitination. The record is from RefSeq and is a predicted model, not a curated record. Gene Ontology annotation, cellular component: cytoplasm; nucleus. The transcript is spliced from 2 exons. Gene Ontology annotation, molecular function: ubiquitin protein ligase binding; protein tag activity. Lineage: Eukaryota; Metazoa; Chordata; Mammalia; Rodentia; Heteromyidae.
AAAAGUUACGCAACAGACGUCGCAUAAAUUUCGGCUCCGCGGGGCUGAGGCUGUUGGUGGCGUCUGGCUGUGAGGGUGGCGGCUGCUUCUGUGGUGUCUCCAACUAAUUGGCAAUUCUCGGCCUCCUCAACCUCCGGUAACAGGUCAGAAUGCAGAUCUUCGUGAAGACCCUGACCGGCAAGACCAUCACUCUAGAGGUUGAGCCCAGUGAUACCAUUGAGAAUGUGAAGGCCAAGAUCCAGGAUAAAGAGGGGAUCCCUCCCGACCAACAGAGGCUGAUCUUUGCUGGAAAGCAGCUGGAAGAUGGCCGCACUCUUUCUGAUUACAACAUCCAGAAAGAGUCCACCUUGCACCUGGUCCUGCGUCUGAGAGGGGGUAUGCAGAUCUUCGUGAAGACCCUGACUGGCAAGACCAUCACCCUGGAGGUGGAGCCCAGUGAUACCAUUGAGAAUGUGAAGGCCAAGAUCCAGGAUAAAGAGGGGAUCCCUCCCGACCAACAGAGGCUGAUCUUUGCUGGAAAGCAGCUGGAAGAUGGCCGCACUCUUUCUGAUUACAACAUCCAGAAAGAGUCCACCUUGCACCUGGUCCUGCGUCUGAGAGGGGGUAUGCAGAUCUUCGUGAAGACCCUGACCGGCAAGACCAUCACCCUGGAGGUGGAGCCCAGUGAUACCAUUGAGAAUGUGAAGGCCAAGAUCCAGGAUAAAGAGGGCAUCCCACCCGACCAGCAGAGGCUGAUCUUCGCUGGAAAGCAGCUGGAAGAUGGCCGCACUCUUUCUGAUUACAACAUCCAGAAAGAGUCCACCCUGCACCUGGUCCUGCGUCUGAGAGGGGGUAUGCAGAUCUUCGUGAAGACCCUGACUGGCAAGACCAUCACCCUGGAGGUGGAGCCCAGUGAUACCAUUGAGAAUGUGAAGGCCAAAAUCCAGGAUAAAGAGGGCAUCCCACCCGACCAGCAGAGGCUGAUCUUCGCUGGCAAGCAGCUGGAAGAUGGCCGCACUCUUUCUGAUUACAACAUCCAGAAAGAGUCCACCCUGCAUCUGGUUCUUCGUCUCAGGGGUGGCUAUUAGUUUUAGUCUACCCUCCCAGUGUCCAAUAAUGGCAUUACUCAGCACUAUAGCCAUUUGCCCCAAUUUAAGUUUAGAAGUUAACCAGUUUCAGUAAUAGCUGAACCUGUUCAAAAUGUUAAUAAAGGUUUUGUUGCAUGAUAGCA